UGAACCUUGCUGUUCCAUAGUAUUUUUUCAAUCAGAUGAAGAUCAUGUUUGAAAUAAUCUUGUCAUGGAAGUGUUAGUGUUAACAUGCAUGUAUAGGUGCAUGGUUAGUAUUGAUGCGAUAAGUCUUUGUACCGUUGGUCUUUGUGGUCCUUGGCACGGUGGUCUUGUUGCUCCAACUAGGACAACAUCUUAGACUAGCUUUUAGGACAGCAUCUAGGACAGCAUCUUAGACUAGCUUUUAGGACAGCAUCUAGGACAGCAUCUUAGACUAGCAUCUAGGACAGCAUCUUAGACUAAGCAUCACUAGCUUUUAGAUUAGCAUCUUAGACUAGCAUAUUGGCAUAUGCUUAGCUGCCUCGGCCAGCUAUAAAUAUGUAGCCCCAACCCCUUAGGUUGGCAUUGCAUUGUGUGAGAAGUAAACCAGAAAAUUGCCCCAACUCCUGAUGCCAUCCUCUCGAUGAGAGUAAGAGUUUCGAUACUAACAAUUGGUAUCAGAGCCGUUCUAUCCUGUAUCUUAAACAUCUCGUGCUCAUCUCCUUCCCACGCCUCCCUUAGUCCUCAGCCGGGAGCAGGAACACCGGCUGUGCCUGCUCACCCCUCUUCCCCUGCGCAGACGGGCAGCAGCUCGUCUGAGGCAGCCUCCUCCCCAUGCAGCAGCCCCCCACUAGCGCGCCAUGUCCGAAGGAUAGUCUCAGCGCUCGGUCGCCUCGAGCGCGUGGCACCGGCAGGAGGCCGAGCUCGCCGCGGCAGAGCAACACGAGCGAGUGGCGGCAGAAACCGCUGCGAUAGCGGUGAGGGCGUCAAGGCUGGCGGCGGAGGAACUGGCAGCAGCAAGGGCGGAAGUGGAAGCAGCAGCGGCGGCGGAUGCAGCGCGUGCGGCGCAGUGGAGCUCAAGGCUCUACGCGGCAGUAGCAUCAGCAGCUCUGCCUCUGCCGACGAUGACACCGACGUGGAACUCAAGCAGGCGAGGGAAGCAGCGGGAGAGCGGGCGGCGCAGUGGGCAGCCGAUCACCCCCACGGGCGCGGUGGCGGCAGCCCAGACGGGCUUGGACGAGUCGGCAGCACUUCUAGCAGGGACGCGCGCGGCGGCCGCGCUCCUGGCGGCAGCGGCCGGGUCGACAGAGAUCGCGGACCUUACAGGCGGCGCUGCUCUCCCUCCCCGGACCGGCGCCAUGGUCACAACAGGAUCCAGGUGGUUGUCAGGGACAUUGGCCCCGGCGGUGGGUGGCCUACCCUCACCAAGACCAACUAUGUCGAGUGGGCCGCGGUGAUGAGGGUAAGGCUCCAGGUGCGGCACAUGUGGGAGGCAGUUCGGUACUUCGACGUCGACUACGACGAGGAUCGACGGGCGCUGGAUGCCAAGGAGGCCUGGGACGCCAUCGCUGCGGCACGCAUUGGUAGCGACCGCGCCCGCGGCCCGCAAGUCCACACUGCAUGCACUUCGCAAGGAGUGGGAGAAUCUGGCCUUCAAGCCAGGUGAGGAUGUUGAUGACUUUGCUCUCCGCCUCAACACUCUGCUGCAGAAGAUGGUGCAGUACGGCGAUGACACCUACGAUGAGGAGAGAGCUGUUGAGAAGCUCUUUCGCUGCGUCCCCGAGAAGUACAAGCAGAUAGCUCGCUCGAUCGAGUCUCUGCUGGACCUCUCCACGAUGUCGAUCGAGGAGGCAAUAGGUCGCCUCAAGGUCGUCGACAGCGAUGAGCCGCAGCCUCUCUCGGGGCCUAUCACUCGGGAACAGUGGGAGGCCUGCCAGGGUGACGGGAGGAGGGUUCCCCACUCCUCCUCGACAGGCGGCCGCAGGCGUGGCAAGCCGCGCAAGGCGCGCGGAGACGCCUAGGCCGGGGUGCGAGGACUCGCCUGCGCGCACAAGCCGGCACGAGACGACGCUUGCCACAACUGCGGCACGGUUGGCCAUUGGGCCAGGGACUGCCGACAGCCACGACGCGGCCAGGCCCACAAUGCACAGGUGGAGGAGGAGCCAACUCUGCUCCUGUCACACGCAAGCAUUGAGCUACCUCCAGCGGCAUCGGCCGCAGCGGCGCUCCUCCACCUUGACGAGCCGAGGGCACACGCCUUUCUCGGCGACGCCUCCAACAACGACAAGACUGACGGGUGGUGCCUCGACACCGGCGCCACCCAUCACAUGACCGGACGGCAGGAGUUCUUCACCGAGCUUGACUCCAGCGUCCGAGGCUCCGUCAAGUUUGGGGAUGCCUCCGGCGUGGAGAUAAAGGGGGUCGGCUCUGUCAUCUUCACCGCCGAGUUUGGUGAGCACAAGCUGCUCACCGGAGU
Molecule: messenger RNA, 2290 nt
Organism: Panicum hallii
Lineage: Eukaryota; Viridiplantae; Streptophyta; Magnoliopsida; Poales; Poaceae
Exons: 2
Coding region: 1356-1835 (159 amino acids)
Source: RefSeq, a predicted model, not a curated record